AUGAUGGUUCCUUUGAUCGCCAUAGGAGCGUGGCUAGUCAUUUCAUCCAUCAUUUUCACAUGGAGUUUCGGAUUAUCUAGAUCCAUUUCGGUGGCAUCUCAAACUUUCCAUAGCUUUGCUACUGCUUCAACUGGUUCGCUCCAUUCUCCUCCGUAUUCGGGAAAUAACAAUAACGCAGUGGGUUUUGACCCUGAAUACCCAUUUAACAACGUGGUCAAUACCUUUUUCCCGGUAGAUGCAUUGAUUGAGUAUAAUACUACAACCACAAUCGGAUCUAACCUAGACGAUGACCUUAACGAACACAACACCGUUCGGUUUGUGGGCAGAUAUGCUUCAUUUUCGAACAUUAUAGAAACCGAAGUUAUCUCAGAGUUUAAAAUAUUCCCCAACAAUGGUUGCUCUUCAGAUUUGAAUGAAACUAUCAAUGCUCCUGAUUUCUAUAACAAGAUAAUUAUUUUGCAAAGGGGCGAUUGCACCUUUGUUGACAAAGUCAAGAAUGUGGUUGACCUAAACUUAGAGCCAAAGGCAAUAAUAGUUGGUAAUGAUGAGUAUUCAGCAGGCUUAAUCACCAUGUACUCUGGUACUUAUAAUCUGGAUGGAUCAAUGAAAACCCCAAUACUCUUUAUCACUUUGGAAGACUAUGAAAGAUUAGAUCUGUUAGUUGAAGGUGUUAAAAUUUCAAUUUCUACCGCAUCUAUUGGGUCUUGGAUUAACCUCGUUUUAUCUAUGGCAUUGUCUCCACCACUAUUGAUCCUCUCAUUCUAUACCCUUAUAAAGUUAUGCCAAAGAUGCAGAACUAAACAGAAAUCGAGAAAUAACGUUAAACUCGUAAACAGCUUGCCCGUUUACAUAUAUAACAUUAAGCAUUUGAUCAUUAUCAGCAAAUUUAAAGAAUACCUCAAGCUCACAAAUCAACAGGAGCUGCAGUAUGAUCAUGAUUCGUCGUCGAACAUUUCUUCAGCAGCCCAGUCAUUAAUUGAAAACAUGCCGUCUCCUCACAAUGGAUCCACGCACUCCUUACCACACUCCCCGAUAAUCAUUAACGGAAUAGAUCUCAAGGCAACCACAUUGUUUCCUGAAUCCACCCUUUUGUUUUCGCCAGAUGAUUAUUAUCCUGCCUAUAAAUGUUCAAUUUGUCUUGAUCAUUUCAAGCCAUUAAGGUCAAAAGUGUUAGUACUUGAGUGCAAACAUUUCUUUCACCAAGCAUGUUUGUCGAAUUGGUUGAUUAAUUUUAGAAGAAAUUGCCCAUUGUGCAAUUCCGCAUUUAAGAGUCAUCAGGGCUUAUUAGAAGGUGGUGCUACUGGGUAUGGAAGUUUUGACUUGGAGUCUCAGCUUGAUGUUGAGGAUGACGACGAAAGAGAAGGCAUAUAUGAAAACGGAAGUCAUAGAGAGUCUGAUAGGGAAAGCAGUGUGGAAAGAGGUGUGGAAAGAGGUGUAGAAACAGGUGUGCAAAUUGAGGUUUUUGAUCAGCCCGUUAUGGUGGACCCACCAGCAGGCGUAGUUGAUCCCUCAUCCUCCACGGUCGUAUUAGAUGUUGAGUCGCCGAGCGAACCAACCACUACUAGAGAAUCGCUUACCACUCAUGAUACAGAUGACGCAUCAUUUUAUUCCGCGGUUUCAGAGGUUUCUGGUAGACCACAACCUCCUUCCAGAACAUCUUCGUCCACCAAAUAUAGACUUUAUAGCAAACCAUCUGAUAUUCUUAGUCAAUAUGGCGGAGGAGUAGAUAGUGUUAAAGAGUUGAGUUCAAGCAUUGAUGAAGAAUAUUUGUCUCCCAGUUCAAGUAGCCAGGAGAAGGCAAGUCAAAUAGCAGAGACGGAUAUUCAAGAAGGUGAUGGAAACGAUAACGAGACUGAUGUAGCUUCAUAUCAUAGUGACCUUACCCUUGAUGGGUACGGAUCCAAUGAUCAGUGA
Molecule: messenger RNA, 1914 nt
Organism: Dujonia railenensis
Lineage: Eukaryota; Fungi; Ascomycota; Pichiomycetes; Serinales; Debaryomycetaceae
Source: the annotation of a GenBank genome assembly